Molecule: messenger RNA, 3662 nt
Organism: Physcomitrium patens
Lineage: Eukaryota; Viridiplantae; Streptophyta; Bryopsida; Funariales; Funariaceae
Product: cationic amino acid transporter 6, chloroplastic
Biological process (GO): transmembrane transport; amino acid transport
Cellular component (GO): plasma membrane
Molecular function (GO): amino acid transmembrane transporter activity
Source: RefSeq, a predicted model, not a curated record
CACACACACAUACGAGUUGGUGGGUUUGAAAAAUACUGAGGAGGAGGAGUAGCCUCGGGUGUAGCCACGAAGCGUAGCGUAGCGGGGGGUGCCUCCCAGCCAUUCCCCUCUCGCCGAGGACGCAUCCAUCGUCUUUAUCUUGGGGCCCCGAUACGACAAAUGGCGAGGGGGAGUGAUGACAAUCAAUUGCGUGGGAACGCAGGCAAAAUGCCCUUUUGUUUCUGCUUUCCUCGAUUGCCAUGCCCUUGUCGAUCGAUGCGAGGCAGGCAGGCAGGCCCUCCCUCCUGGUCCGAGUGAAGUGGAGUAUCGCAGCAGCAGCAGCCGUUUUUCUCGUUAUGCCUGCCAAUCUGUGACAGGGGCCUCGGAAUUUCCUUUACUGCGGCGACCACCCCCCGUUGGUUCGCGCCAUGCCAAUUGCGCGCAUGGACCUGCGCCCCUUUCUCUCCUCUGAUUAAACAACGCUAAGCCUACUCUUUUGGAGCAGCGGGGAGUUUGUUGCAGCUUUUCCCGUCUCUCUCUUGGUCGGCGAUUCCUCUUGGAUCCGUGAUAGUUGCUGCUCUUGCACUAUAUCAGUUCCUCCUCGACGUUUCACCACUGGUGACUUCGAAGUGGGACGGUACAAUCGUGACGUCGUGCCGUUUGUCUUCGCAAGCGAGCGAGAGAGAGAGAGAGGGAGAGAGAGAGAAUCGUGAGUCGUGAGACGCGAUUCUUUGGCGUCAAAUCACUGCCUAGUUCGUUUUGGAGUGGUAGCUCUCUCGUCAGUGAUUAAUUUUUGGAGUGUGGAGGUGACAGGUGGUACAUGCGAGAGCAUGUGCUGAGUGGGAGAGAGGUUUCUAGGAGACUGAUAUCUCUGCCCAGUGGUUGAGGUAGUAGUUGAUACGCAGGAUAGUCUUAGAGAUGAUCGAAUGAUUCCGGAAUCGUUAUGCGGUUCUCUGCACGUUGUGGGGCAUCGUUUUUGACUUUGAGUUCUCGGUUUUUUCCCGAGGAGAGCUAAGCUGGGAGGAGCGUUUAUUCUGCACUCGAGAUUGAAUACGAGUGUCUCUCUCUCUCUCUCUCUCCGUGUGUGUGUGUUUGUGUGUGCGCGCGCUUUGCGUGCAAGCAGUUGAGGUCAAUGUAGGACACCCAUUUCUUUCUAAAGGGGUUGAGUAUUCAUUGAAUCUUGGAGACUCCAUUUUUUCAUGCUGGAAGGCUUCUUCUGGAACAUGUCGAUUCGUUAAUAUGUUGUGGGACGAGGAGUGCACCAGCAUCGUCGUCGACUUGCUGUGUGUGGAGCAGCUGUUGGCACAAAAAAAUCUUCACCUGCUUGUAAUUUGAGUCCGUGCUUGGACUCUCGGUGAUUGCGCCAGUGAGGAUUUUGAGUGGGACUCGUGUUGUCGACAUGGCGGUUCGCGAAGGAGUUGCGUACCAGGCCCCAUCCAGCUUCUCAAGUGUUUCUGAGUAUGGCUACGCGAUCCUUGAUACUCCUGGGCGGCUCUGCGAUCGCGCCUUGGCCGUGUCAACGCUAACCGAAGAGAUGACCGAGGUGAAAGCUAUGUCUGGUGCCGAGAUGACUCGGAAUUUGCGUUGGUGGGAUGUCAUAGCGUUGGGAGUGGGAGGAAUGGUAGGCGCCGGGAUCUUUGUCUCCACCGGAAGUGCUGCUCGCCUUUCUGGACCUGCAGUAGUGCUUGCCUACCUGGUCGCUGGAAUAUCGGCUCUGCUAUCUGCUCUUUGCUACACUGAGUUCGCGGUGGAGAUGCCGGUUGCUGGUGGUGCCUUCAGCUACCUGCGUAUUACCUUCGGAGAAUUCCCUGCUUUCAUCGUAGGCGCGAACUUACUUAUGGAAUAUGUCUUGUCCAACGCGGCCGUAGCAAGAAGCUUCACGUCAUAUGCCGCGAGUGCGUAUGGCGUGCUACAAGUUGAUGCGUGGCGCCUGCAUGUGGGCGGUUUGGCUGCAGGGUACAAUCAGAUUGAUCUCGUGGCAGUCUCGGUGGUGAUGUUCCUCACCGUUUUCUUGUGCUGCAGCACCAAGAAAAGUUCCGUGUUCAACUUGGUGAUGACUGUUCUUCACAUGGCGUUCAUACUUUUCAUCAUUAUCGCCGGAUUCGUGAAAGGGGACACAAAGAAUCUCACUCACGCCGGCGAUCCAGCGGCCAAUCCGUCAGGUUUCGUCCCCAUGGGAAUCAGAGGGAUCUUGGGUGGAGCUGCAAUUGUUUAUUUUAGCUAUAUUGGUUUUGAUUCUGUCUCGACCACAGCUGAGGAAGUGAAAAAUCCAGCCAAGAAUAUGCCUAUUGGUGUCUCAGGUUCAGUGGUCGUCGUCACUGUGCUGUACUCUCUCAUUGCCGUCGCCCUGUGCAUGCUGCAGCCUUAUGACAUGAUUGACAUAGGAGCUCCAUUCUCCACUGCGUUUCAGCACGUUGUGGGAUGGGAAUGGGCAACGAACUUCAUUGGUGUAGGAGCCAGUUUAGGUAUCAUAACAUCACUUCUUGUUGCGAUGCUUGGCCAGGCACGCUACAUGUGUGUGCUUGGUCGUGCGCACAUAGUUCCGCAAUGGUUUGCUGUCGUGAAUUCUUCAACUGGCACACCUAUCAACGCUACCGUCUUUCUUGGUGGAUGCACUGCUGCAAUUUCACUCUUCACCGACCUCACAGUACUUCUUAAUCUUAUCUCCAUUGGCACUCUCUUCGUUUUUUACAUGGUUGCCAAUGCUCUCAUCUAUCGCCGGCACCACGUUCCUGAGAAGACCAACCCUUUUCGAACGAUCGCUUUCCUGACCAUCUUCAGCGUUGAUGCCGUUACAUUUGUUACUAUUUGGCAGUUUGACCACCACAACCGACACACCUGGGCUUUGUACCUGCUGGGUGGUCUGGCUCUCGCUAUGACCACCCUAUUUUGGUUCAAGGUGCCAACCGCGCAGAAAAACAAAGACUGGAGUGUUCCGUGCAUGCCUUGGGUUGCAGCAGCAUCAAUUUUCCUGAACGUUUUCCUCCUGGGUUCAGUGGACAGGGCUUCAUAUGUCCGGUUUGUUACCUGGACAAUCGUCGCAGUUGUAUUCUACCUCCUUUACGGUGUCCAUUCCACCUACGACGGUGAAAGAGCUCGAACGUCUUUGGACACUCCACUCAAGGAAGGAAUCGAGUUCGAAAAAGAGAUGGAGCAGAAAUUUGAAGGAGGCCUGAGACCUCUUGUGGUACAAGUUAAAUUUGAAUCGCCUCCUUGGAUCCGAGUCAUUCCGUCGUCAUUCCACAGUGUAACACUGGUUCCGGAUAUGGACGCAGUUGAGAAAGGAGAGCGUUAACACUUUGUCAAUGAGUGUUAUGGGUGGUCUGUUCUCGAAUGCCCUGCAAAUGGACAAGAGAUUCCUUUGCUAGCAGAGAAUCGCUGGGGAUAUAGCUGUUUGAUAUUAUUGGUUGAUUAGGUGAACUUUGCCCAGCUUUGUACAAUCAAAACUAGCAUCUCAAGUGGGGUUUAAGGCAACAAAGUAGUACUCUCGGAUUGCAGUUCUCUUCCUUUCUAGUUUAGGGUAACUGACCCGGUUAUGUAGAAUUGGGUUUAAGCAGCCCUUGCCCAUCAGCUGGUGUAAAAUUGACACUUACAUAGCUGACUGUACCUGUAUACUUGUACCAUAUAACAGUACACAAAAAAAAGAUCAUGACCCUUCACAAGGGUUCAAGGUGUUUAUGAAA